This is a messenger RNA of Colletotrichum gloeosporioides, 366 nucleotides long. RefSeq lists its product as uncharacterized. Bases 1 to 366 code for a protein of 121 amino acids. The transcript has 2 exons. The record is from RefSeq and is a predicted model, not a curated record. Lineage: Eukaryota; Fungi; Ascomycota; Sordariomycetes; Glomerellales; Glomerellaceae.
AUGGUCAACAACCCAACGAUUUCUGCUGGAGUAGUUGGGACUUCAAAGCUGAGUGUAGUGGCUAUGACGAUUCUCCCGAUUGACCCUGCGAACCGGAAGUUUCCCACCCCUGGCAUCGCAUCAUCGUAUACCGAGGCCUCAAUCAUAUCUUCGGACCACGUCAUCCCGAGACUGGCCUUCGGCAUCAAGUCCGACAAGUCAUGGGAAAUCGAAAAUGCCGCGAUCCCACCUCGAGCUCAUUCGUACAGUGAACGGUCGAGUUCGAGACAACCAGACAUGAUGGGAGGAGAUUGUGGUUUUGGAUACAAGGUCGCGCCUGGAGUCGGACUCGUCGCUGACACUUCAGUGUCAAGGAAAUCCAAGUAG